This is a messenger RNA of Alosa sapidissima (American shad), 3348 nucleotides long. It is a transcript of the gene cygb2, whose product is annotated as cytoglobin 2. Gene Ontology annotation, biological process: oxygen transport. The transcript has 3 exons. Bases 213 to 743 code for a protein of 176 amino acids. Gene Ontology annotation, molecular function: oxygen binding; heme binding; iron ion binding. Lineage: Eukaryota; Metazoa; Chordata; Actinopteri; Clupeiformes; Clupeidae. The record is from RefSeq and is a predicted model, not a curated record.
CCACCUCCACCUCCUUCUCCCCCACCUCCUGUGCCGCCGCUGCCGCCACCACCGCGGCUGCUGCUGCUGCUGCCGCCCCCCACUCGCUCCCGGCCUCUCCGUGGCGCGCCAACACCACCACCAACAACGCCACCUUGGGCAAUACCACCACCACCGGCAACACCACCUCCACCAACACCGACAGCAACACCGGCAGCAGCAGCAGCGGGAGAAUGGACAGCGGCCGCGACGAGGAGCCCCGUGAACGCCUGGAGCCGCUCUCAGACACCGAGCUGGCCAUCAUCCAGGACACCUGGGCACGCGUCUACGAGAACUGCGAGGACGUGGGGGUUACCAUCCUCAUCAGGUUCUUUGUGAACUUCCCGUCAGCGAAGCAGUACUUCAGCCAGUUCCAGGACAUGGAGGACCCCGAGGAGAUGGAGAAGAGCAGCCAGCUGCGUCAGCACGCCCGCCGCGUCAUGAACGCCAUCAACUCCGUGGUGGAGAACCUCAGCGACGCCGACAAGGUGUCCUCCGUCCUGAGCUUGGUGGGCAAGGCCCACGCGCUGAAACAUAAGGUGGAGCCGGUGUACUUCAAGAUCUUGAGCGGCGUGAUCCUGGAGGUGCUGGCCGACGACUUUGGCGAGUGCUUCACCACCGACGUGGCCCGCGCCUGGACCAAGCUGAUGGGCGCGCUCUACUGGCACGUGACCGGGGCUUACGCAGAGGUGGGCUGGGUCAAAGUGUCCAGCUCCGCCGUGUGAGCGCUCUGAUUGGAUAUGGGCUCGACCAAUGGGAAAAAGGAUAGGGGUCUGACUAAAUGCGUGGUGGAGGUUGGUGGGGGGUGGGUGGGUAGAAAGGAAAAAGUGCAAUGUGAGCAUAAUGGCUAAAUCAUCUAAUUAGAGUUUCUAACUGUGUUCUACUGUUGCUGCCCCAAGACCCUCUGCUUCUAGGCACAUGUCUGCUCAGUGUGACAGAAGCAUAGUGUGUGUUAACUCUCCAACCCCCCAGGUGUUGUCUGUAGUGCUAAGUGAGUGAGUGUGUAUCUAUGUACGCCCUCAUACAAAAAAAGCUUGUUUUCAGUUCCAUGUCAGUCAGUACAUGUCCUUAUUAAUAUGCCACGGGACACAACAUGUGCAUACUUACAUACACACAUACACAUAUGCUCACAAACAGACAUACACACACAUACACACAUGCGCACAUGUACACAUACACACAUACACACACACAUACACACACAUACACAUAUUCACACACACACACACACACACACACACACACACACACACAGAUACACUUUUGCUGCAUAUGAUGGGGUCCAAAAGCCUAAUUUAUGUCCUCACCUUCAGAAAACUGCACACAAGCAUGAGGAAGCACACGUGCAUAAACACGUGUGCACACAGCAAAAAUGCUGCCAUCGGAAAGGAUUAUAAUGCGACACCAUCCCUUCCACACAGUCUAAACUGAAUUAGUAUUAUCCCUUCCACACAGUCUAAACUGAAUUAGUAUUAUCUGAGUAUUUUGAUUACAUUUAAUGAAUAAUGAUAAAGGCCUAUUAGAAAUCAUCCACUUGUAUACCCACUCCACUCUUCUCAAAAUGGAGCUAAUUGCCGUAGUCCUCCCACAGCUGUUCUCAGCAUCAGGCUGCCCCCCCCCCCCCCCCACUCCCCUCCCGACUCUGGCCACUCUGACUUGGCUCUGUGGAUCGGUGGAGGCUCCCCCCGGCAGGGCCGGCAUCUGGCAUGGGGCGGAGGUCACAGGGCCAGCCUCUGGUUCCGCUGUCCUCCGUCUCCCCCCUGUCAUUUCAGUCUAAUGAUGGAGGUAAUGGCUCCCCGAUGGCUGAUGGCACCAACACCGGCACCACCCCACCCCCCCACCCACCAAGACGACUUCCUUUCCAGGAAAUGGAGAGAGAGAGAGGCAGAGAGGAAAUAUUUAGACUCUGCCUCAAUCCAGUAGGCUAAUAACAGUAGUCUAACACACACACACACGCACACACGCACACACACACACACACGCACACGCACACGCACACGCACACACACACGCACACACACACGCCUAAGUAGUCACAGCGAGGUGAGCAAUAACAAUACUCUUAAGACUGAGUUUCUGACUGUUGUUUAUAAUUCAGAUCCCCCCCCAAACACACACACACACACACACACACUUCUCCCUCCAUUUUGACGUCAGCACUCUGGCAUGAGCUCCAGGCCCUUUGAGGACCAGGUCCCUCCCUCGAUCCCUCACUCUAUUAAUGCAGCUUUUUGUAGCAGUCAGCAGGCAAAUGUUUGUAUCUGAGAGGACCACUCUUGGCAGUUUGUUUAAUAAACACUGCCGUGUGCCAUCUGCAACUCACAUAAUGGCGACGUACUGUUUUCCUCUUCCUCCUCCUCCUCGUCCUCCUCGUCCUUAUCAGUCGACACUCCUCCCUGUCUGCUCUUCGCCCAUUUUUGUUGUAUUUCCUUUACCUCACUCUCUUUUCCUUCCUCCAUUCUUCUUCUCCUCCUCCCAUCUUCCUUUCCUCGCCCUCGCUCCCUCCCUCGCUCGCUGUCCCUGCUUGACAGCUGUGUCCAUUAGAGUGUUGCCCCUGCCCACCCACUGACAGCCUCACACACCUCUCUCAGCGAAAGCCAUCAGCCGGUCAACCUGCCGCUCUCGGCAGAACCAGGAGACUUUGGUCACUUCAGAGGAGCGGAGACGACAGAAAUGAGAAUAUCGACGCAGAACAAAUUGACUCACAAAACACAAUUGAUUGACAAAUACAAAAAAAUUAAGUGAUUUGAGUGACCGCUACUGACUUCUGAAUUAACUUAAUUAACACAAUUCUCACCUGACAGACAUGCUUAAAGUGAUCGCCUCAGCAGUAGACUCUAUGACUGAGUUGAUUUCCCUUCUCUUGCCAUUAGCUUAGAAGGACACAAUAGGAUCUAGCAGUCUGGUAGGAAUACUAGCGAUGACUGGUACAUGUAUGAUGGCUACUGACAGACUGCACUCACUGGAAUAGCUAUCAAGUAGUGCACGCCUGACCUAUCACAUACACACACAUGUACAUGCAACACACGAUUCAACACAGAAAUGUGGAUCAUUGACAUGGCACAGACUGUCGGUGGGCUUUUAAGAUGUACAUUUUCCUUCUAACAGCCUUAUGUGCCAGUACUGUUGUGAAUCUUUUUCUUUCUAUCUUUCUCUUUCGUCCAUUUAAAGCUUGGACUUUAUAUUUUUCUAAGUAUAAGAACAGAAACGUUAUCUGUACAUGUCUUUGAAUAUAAUUGUAUAUGAUUCUCAUUACACUGUUGCUUGGGAACCAAGGUGGUAUAUGUGCUGUUUUAGUAUGUUUGCACAGCCUAACCUUUGCAAACUGGU